AAUUGUAUGUUUAUUUUUGGUACUCAUAAAGAAUUAUUAAUAUGUGUGUGGGCGACAGUUGGAGGAGCGUCAGGGCGUGGUGGCGGGCGCGGCAGAGGCGGAGGCGGCGGCGGUGGCGGCGCGGCGGGAGGCGGAGGCGGCCGCGGCCACCGCGCACACGCUCGCUGAACGACUCGCGCACGCGCAGCGGCAGCUCGACCGCGCGCGGAAGAUGCACGACGACGCACUGGUAUCACGAAACAAUGCCAAAUCGACAAUAUCCGAACUGGAGUUUCAGCUGGAACAGCUCCGGCAAGAGAAAUCUGCGCUUCAGGGCGAGCUAAAAUCGCUGCAAGACACAGUAUCGGAACUGCAAAUACAAGUACAAGUAACGUCAGACGAAAAGUUGUCGUUGAUGUCACGCGCAGGCGAAGCACUAGCGCGGGCGGCGGACGCCGAGAGACAAUUACAAGAAGCGCGAACGAAGAAUGCACAACUAACACGAGACCGAGAGAGAGAUGAAGCGGAAUGGAAGCAGUUUCAAAGCGAUCUCCUGAUGACUGUGCGCGUCGCUAACGACUUCAAGACUGAAGCUCAGCGUGAACUAGAACGGCUCGUUUCCGAGAACAAGAUCGCCAGAGACCGGAUCCGCCUACUAGAGGACCAAAUCCACUCGCUCAAAGGUGUUAACAAGUCUGAAUCUGUGGAUAGCGUUACCAACUUUUCUGAUGAUGACAAAAGGCUGUCAAAGGAAUCGCUGCAAUCGGACUCACAAAGCGAUAGUUCAUCUAUUGAAGUUUUUAAAAACAUAAGAACUAGGUACAUGUCCCGAGUUCACAGCGUAUCUGAUCCUCCAAGAAAAGACACGAGUAUUAUUGAUCAAGCAUUCUAUAGGCUUAGUUUACCGGAAAUAAAAAACGACCUAAACGACAUCUUACCGGAAGAUUUCAAAUUUGAAAUUGAAAAUGUAACGACAGAUGAAACGAACGACGACGAUUGCCAGAAAGAUGCAUCGUCUCGCAAACGAAUGGAGCCAAAUAAUAAAAUAUUGGCUGAAGCUUGUCUACCUCCCUUCGAAGUCAAAGGAUUGCAGAGGCAAGAAGCUCUGGAUAUUUUUGAAGGAAGAGUUGCUAGACAAGACGCCUUGGAAGAAACGGAUCACUCCGCAGUAAUAAACGAUGACACCAAUAUUUUUGACCUGAAUAAUAUCAGUAGCAAUCUAAUAGCAGGGUCCAAACUUAGUGAUGUGACUCAAUUUAAAGAUAAUAAAAAGAUGUUCAGUAGAAAUUUAUCUAACACAUUGAAUGGCAAACCUAAAUCGUUGAGUAUGGAAAAUUUAAAUACCAAUUCUGACUUUCGGGAUGCUUUACAAGAGGCUACAAGUCUAGAAUUCUUAGGAACAAACAUUAACAACAGUAAUAUUUCUUUAGACACUGAAACUUCUGAUAACAUUAUAUCUACUGAUCCCUAUAAACCGAAUGAAACUAUUUCUAAAGAUUUACCUUUAAGUAAUGAAAUUAAUAGUUGCAAGUCCCAAUCUGUUAAUGAUUUAAUUCCAAAUAACAAACCUAUACCAAUCGUAAAAGCAGAAUCUAUUUUACCUUAUCCUUACCCAGAUGAUAUAAAACCUCCUCUUAAAGAUUUUGUAAAUACAAAUGACAUAAAAUCAGCGCCAAUAAUGCCGCUCGAUUCAAAUAUAGAAAACGAUAUAAAAAAGGUAAACGAAGAAUUGAAAACAAGUUUUAGGGAAGCUAUACAGAGAAUAUCUGUUAGCAACAGGAGCAGUGAUUACCAAUUAAUGUCUAAUAAUUCAAUGAAUGUAAUAACUGAAAAUCAUGAAAAAGCGAUUGGUAAUAAAAUUGAAGAAGUCUUAGUUUCCAGUUCACAACUGCCUGUUUUAAAAAUUAAAACAGAUGAUUUUGAAAGUGAACUCAUAGAGAAAAAUAAAGAUAAUAGUCCUAUCGAAAGUAAUACAAAUGAAGCUAAUAAUCCAAAUCUCUUUAUUCAAGUCGACGAGGAGACAGUAGUUAAACCAAAAAUAAGAGCAGUUAUCCCGAAAAUUAAAAUUAGUGAAAAUUUAGGUUCAGAAGAUGAAGAGAUAGCACGAAAAAUCAGCAAUAAAACUUCCUUUGAAAAUUUCGAACAAAAAGAUAAAGACCCGGAAAUAAUUGACGAUAUUAGUUACCAUUUAAAAAUAAAUUCUCUAAAUGAUGUAACUUCUGAUUUUCCUCAAGUUGAAGUGAUACCACAAAAUGUAGCGAAAAACGAAGAUAACAGACUUAAAAAUCGCUUAAAAACUAUUUUAACUCCUAUUAAUAUUGUCAAUGGAGCUAUCGAUCGUACUUCACCUAUAAUAAUUAGUCCAGUUCUAAUACAGCCCAUCUUUUUCAAACCACAACAACCAACAAAACCAAAACUUGAAAUUAACGAAAUAAAAGAUGCUAAAAAGGGUACAGUUUAUUACGACGACAUUGAUAAAGUAAUAAUAGAAGAUAAUAAACAAUCUGAAAGUGGAUUAUCGAUACCAACUGACUUUCCAAAAGUAGAAGAACAUAAGACAGCAGUGUUUGAAAGAAAAGGCAUUUAUCAAAAAAAUAUUAAAGCAAAACAACUGCCAUUCUUGACUUGGAAAACAUUUGCUGCCGAUAACAAUACCGUAGAAUCGAAAUCACCCUCUCCUAUUAAAUUGGGACUAAAACUGUCGGAAGUAUCCAAACCGGGCGUAAUUAAAUUGACGAAAACUCCCGAGUGGUUAGUAGAUAAUCAAUACUAUCAACCGAUGGAUAAUGUUCCAUUUUUUAUUAACACAACGCAAACUUUUCCAAAGGCUAGGGUACCAACUGAACAUAAAAUCGAAGAAGAUCCCCCUAAAGUGAAUACUAAUCCUUUUCUACCAUUGAUCACUACAAAUAGAAGAGAUUCGGAACAAGAACAUUAUUAUGAAGAGAUAGGGCAACCAUUCUUUCCUUUGUCUCCAGUAGAUAAUAACAUAGCUGAUGAUGAGAAAAUUUCUAAAAGUACUGCUGAUGAAUUCGCAUCGGUUCCGCGUGAAGAAAUACUCAAAGUGCCUAGGCGGCCGAAAAGACCUAGAAGGGAAUCCAGGUACCAGAUCGAUAAUUUUAAUAAUAAUGAUAAAAAUGAAAGUAUUGCUGUCAAAAAAGAAAUAUCUAGUAUUACUAAAUCGGUUAUAUCUCUAUCGCGUACGCCUAGCGCCAAACAGUUUGACAACAAGCCUAGUGGAUCUAUCGGGGAAAUAGUGCAGCAUCUAGAAAAGAAACCACCCAAUCCAGAUACUAGAAGAACCCCUGAUACGCCAUCUCGAAAAUAUUCAUUACAAAAUCACAAUGCUCCCAAUAUUGAAACUAACACUGGUUCCUGGCCUCGGGGGCCAAAGCCUUACUGGAAGACGUUGGAGCACAAAAGGCUGUCGCAUCCGAUCAGGUCAUUAAACGAUCCACUGCCACCGAGACCUCUACCUAUGCCCCCGCGCAGCGAGGAGACUCCGACGCCCCCGCCUCUCCUCACCAGCGCUUCCCUGCAGGAUAUAAUGGCGUCUGCUGCAUCACAUCGGCGUAACAAAGGUGUUAGCCGUCAGGACUCGCGACUGUCAGUGAAGUCUCUAAUAGAAAGCAUAGAGAAUGCAGCCAAGGCAGCCAAGCAGUCCCCUGCCACAACGCCAGUAGGAGAAUGGCCGCAGCAAACAACAGUCGCAGUGACUACUGCUAACAACUUAAAGAAUGGUCUCUCGGAGAGUCAGCCAGCUUCAAACGGUCUGGGGGCGACGAACUAUGCAGCCAAACCGCCCACCUCACGAUCCGCUAGGGCGUCGCCUUGCAACAACGAGGCGGUGUCGCCACCAGCGCCCGGGGCCAAUAUACCUGAUGAACAACGAGCGCUGGCAACACUACAGCAGAAGGCGAUCGAGUCGUUCGUGCGACGAAACAGCUACGGCGACAUAUGUGAAAGGAAGGAUCCCCUGAAUGCGUUGCAAGUGAAGAACGGUGGAUCGAAACGUAACGCUCUGCUCAAAUGGUGUCAACAGAAGACCCUCGGAUAUAAUAAUAUAGAUAUCACCAACUUCAGUUCAUCGUGGAACGAUGGCAUGGCGUUAUGUGCGCUCCUACACUCUUACUUGGGCGACGCUCGGGUUCCGUACGCAACGCUUACUCCACACGACAAACGGACCAAUUUCUCCGUGGCCUUCGCCGCCGCAGAGUCUAUUGGCAUCCCCACAACAUUGAAUAUACAAGACAUGAUCCAACAGGAACGUCCGGAUUGGCAGCAAGUGAUGGCUUACGUCACCAGCAUUUAUAAACACUUUGAAACGUGAACUCAUCUCAGAAAACCUUUUGAAACAACUCCGAAGUGAGGAUUAUAUUCAUACCAAUCUAUUAAAUAUAAUCAUCGGAAAGUUUAAGAUCUUAUUACGUUAUAGAUAUACGUAAGAAAUGUUUUCAUAAAUACGUAGGAAAUUUAUAUUUUUCGUGAAUAUUUAUCGCUUGGUUGCUUCGCCAGCCUUAAUGCAUUUAUACUUAAAAUCGAUAAAAUGUCGGAAAUGGGUGAGAAUUUAUUAGGAAUAGAAUGUAGAAGGAUAAUAAUAUAAACACUAGCGUGCAUUCAAAGAUUUCGAUAUUGAAUCUAUAAAACAGUUAUUUCAAAGUAAGCCCUUGGUGUUGACUUUGGCUUACUUUUGUUUUAU
This is a messenger RNA of Diatraea saccharalis (sugarcane borer), 4678 nucleotides long. The record is from the annotation of a GenBank genome assembly. Lineage: Eukaryota; Metazoa; Arthropoda; Insecta; Lepidoptera; Crambidae.